Molecule: messenger RNA, 699 nt
Organism: Formica exsecta
Lineage: Eukaryota; Metazoa; Arthropoda; Insecta; Hymenoptera; Formicidae
Product: tyrosine-protein kinase Btk29A-like
Exons: 4
Coding region: 1-699 (232 amino acids)
Biological process (GO): intracellular signal transduction
Source: RefSeq, a predicted model, not a curated record
AUGCCAUCCGCGCUCCGCCGUAAGGAACGUGGACGGAUCGCCGUGGAGAGCGUCCACGUGGUGGAGACGGCCAGCCUUGGAAGUGGUAGCACCGGAAGUGGCGGAGGCAAUGGUGUUGGCGAUGCAUCGGGUGGCGGCGACGCGAGCAGCGGAGGCGGCGGAAUACCAUCCGGACUACCCUUCCAAGUGGGAUAUCGAGAAGCUGGCCAAGAAUACACGCUCUAUCUACUCGCCGCUCGCGAACAGGAUCGCGCCGAAUGGAUACGUGCCAUACGCGCUGUGUGCAGUGAGAAUUCGGGCUUGAGCGGGCGUUACCACGCCGGUCUCUGGAGCGGGAAACGUUGGUCUUGCUGCCGAUUAUCGACACGUUCCGCCGAAGGCUGCGACACUUGCAGUUCCUGGUCCGCGAAAUCUGCUACGAACGCCACGAAUCCGUCCUCAACGACUACAUCGGUUUCGACAACAUCGACAUCUGUGCCCGGCAGUACCAUUAACAACACCAUCUCGACGACCACCGUCACAUCUGAUCAUCGUGCACAAUUAACGAACGCUGAGGCGAAUAAUAAUCCGAUCAUCCAAACCCAGGCCCGUUCAACGAUCGGUUCCUUUUCCGAUAGUUCAGUUCAAAACUUGAUGGUGUUACGUAACGACCAUUAUCCGAUUAGCAAUUAUCCCAACUUGGUCAAAGUAAUCGCUUAG